Molecule: messenger RNA, 5877 nt
Organism: Zingiber officinale
Lineage: Eukaryota; Viridiplantae; Streptophyta; Magnoliopsida; Zingiberales; Zingiberaceae
Product: callose synthase 5-like
Exons: 41
Coding region: 245-5740 (1831 amino acids)
Biological process (GO): (1->3)-beta-D-glucan biosynthetic process
Cellular component (GO): plasma membrane; 1,3-beta-D-glucan synthase complex
Molecular function (GO): 1,3-beta-D-glucan synthase activity
Source: RefSeq, a predicted model, not a curated record
AACCCUGUCGCGUGGCUACUUGUGCCUUAAUUGCAAGAUUGGGCACUUCUUGCUCAAAUUUUGUAUUCGUUUGAUUUUAAUCUCUGUAGAUCGCUCUGGAUGUAUCACUGGGAAAGGAAACAUGUUGUUUCUGGAUGGAUAACUACUUUCUGGCCUUUAAUUUUUCGUCCACCCUAGAUGUAACUAACUUGAGAGGUUUUCUGUUAAACCUAGCUUUCGCAAGGCUUCCUGAUUGUAAUUGUGAAUGACGAUUUUUUAUACUCAGGACAAUUCACCCAGUCUUGCUAAACGGGUAAAAAAGAGUGAUACUCGAGAGAUCGAGAGCUUCUAUCAGCAAUACUAUGAGAACUACGUUCGUGCUCUGGACAAGGGCGAGCAAGCAGAUAGAGCUCAACUUGCAAAAGCUUAUCAAACAGCCGGCGUCCUUUUCGAAGUCCUCUGUGCUGUUAAUAAGACUGAAAAAGUUGAAGAAGUUGCUCCGGAGAUUAUUGCUGCUGCAAAAGAUGUCCAAGAAAAGACAGAAAUUUAUGUGCCGUACAACAUCCUUCCCUUGGAUGCUGCUGGUGCUUCACAAAGUAUUAUGCAGCUUGAGGAGAUUAAAGCAGCUGUCACUGCCCUGAGGAAUACGAGAGGUUUGAAUUGGCCCGCUUCCUUUGAACAGCAAAGACAUAAGACUAGGGACUUGGACCUACUUGAUUGGUUAAGGGUUGUAUUUGGAUUUCAGAGAGAUAGUGUAAGGAAUCAAAGAGAGCAUCUGAUCCUGCUCCUUGCCAAUGUUCACAUAAGGCUGACACCAAAACCUGAGCCUAUUAACAAGCUGGAUGCUCGAGCUGUUGAUGCAAUUAUCAAUAAACUUUUCAAGAACUACAAACAGUGGUGCAAAUUUUUAGGACGCAGGCAUAGUUUAAGGUUUCCACAAGGUGCACAACAAGAAGAUAUCCAGCAAAGGAAGAUCCUCUAUAUGGGGUUGUUUCUUCUUAUAUGGGGAGAAGCUGCCAACGUCCGCUUUAUGCCUGAAUGUCUGGCCUACAUAUUCCAUAAUAUGGCAUAUGAGCUGAAUGGCCUACUAGCUGGGAAUGUCAGUGUUGUGACGGGUGAGAAUAUCAGGCCUUCAUAUGGGGGAGAUGAUGAAGCAUUCCUGAAGAAAGUGAUCAGUCCAAUUUAUCGUGUGAUUGAACAGGAAGCUAAAAAGAGUAACGAUGGAAAAGCCCCACAUUCAGCUUGGUGCAAUUAUGACGAUCUAAAUGAAUACUUCUGGUUUUCUGAUUGCUUUUCUUUGGGGUGGCCAAUGAAGGAUGAUGGGGAUUUCUUUAAAGCCAUACGGGAAACAAGGGCAGCAAGUGCAUUACAAAAUGUCUCUAAUAAGAGCACAGGAAAAUCGAGUUUUGUCGAAACAAGAACAUUUUGGCACAUAUUUAGGAGUUUUGAUCGCAUGUGGACUUUCUAUAUACUUGCACUACAGGCAAUGCUAAUCGUGGCCUGGAGUGGAUAUUCACUGACAGAUAUAUUUCAGAAACAUAUAUUAUACUCAAUUUCUAGUAUUUUUAUUACAGCGGCGCUUUUACGCCUCCUUCAAAGUGUUCUUGACCUUGUUCUAAAUUUCCCUGGCUACCACAGAAGGAAAUUCACUGAUGUCUUACGAAAUUUUCUUAAGAUAUUCAUCAGUGUUGCAUGGGUUAUAAUUCUUCCUCUCUUCUAUGUUGAUUCAGCAUCAAAUAUAACUCUUCCUUGGGAAGCCUUGACAGAGUGGCUACAUCAAGUAAAAGGGGUUCCACCUUUAUAUAUCAUAACGGUGGCAUUAUACAUGUUACCAAACUUAUUGGCAGCAUUCUUGUUCUUGUUUCCUAUGCUCCGAAGAUGGAUAGAGAAUUCAGAUUGGCAUAUAAUCCGAUUACUAAUGUGGUGGUCUCAGCCAAGAGUUUAUGUGGGCCGCGGUAUGCAUGAGAGUCAAUUUACAUUAUUCAAGUAUACUCUUUUCUGGGUUUUGCUAUUGACAUGCAAAUUUGCCUUCAGUUAUUUCUUUCAGAUAAAACCUCUAGUAAUGGCCACAAAGGUUAUAAUGAAUGUGCACAACAUUCAUUAUGCCUGGCAUGAAUUCUUCCCCAACUCUUCUGGUAGUCUUGGGUCUGUUGUUUCACUAUGGGCUCCCGUGAUAUUGGUGUACUUCAUGGACACCCAAAUAUGGUAUGCAAUUUUUUCCACCUUAUAUGGAGGUGGCUCUGGAGCAUUUGGUCGACUUGGAGAGAUACGGACACUUAGCAUGCUGAGAUCAAGGUUUCACUCUUUGCCUGGAGCUUUCAACACAUAUCUUAUACCAGCUGAGAAAGUUCGUAAAAGGCGAUUCUCACUCUCGAAGCACUUUUCUGAGGCAUCUCCAAACAAGAGAACUGAGGCAGCAAAGUUUGCUCAGCUAUGGAAUGAUGUAAUAUGUAGUUUCCGAGAAGAGGAUCUUAUAAAUGAUAGAGAGGUGGAUCUUUUGCUAGUCCCUUACUCUUCAGAUCCUAGCCUCAAGAUAAUACAAUGGCCACCGUUCCUACUUGCUAGCAAGAUACCAAUAGCAUUGGAUAUGGCUGCACAAUUUCAAUCAAAGGACUCUGAUCUUUGGAAAAGAAUCUGUGUGGAUGAGUAUAUGAAAUGUGCUGUCAUUGAAUGCUAUGAGUCCUUUAAACUAGUACUUGAUCUUCUGAUAGUUGGGGAGAAUGAGAAAAGGAUCAUUGGCAUAAUUAUUAGGGAAAUUGAAGCUAGCAUAGCAAAGAAUGCCUUCCUCAGUAACUUCAGGAUGAGCGCAUUGCCAACAUUGUGCAAAAAGUUUGUCAAACUUCUAGAAAUCUUGAAAGUGGGUGAUGCGUCUAAGUUUGAAACAGUCGUUCUAUUGCUUCAAGACAUGCUGGAAGUGGUCACCCGUGAUAUGAUGGUUCAUGAGAUUCGAGAAUUGGUUGAGCUUGGCCACAGUAAUAAAUAUUCUGUACCUCGAGGGCAACUUUUUGCGGGAACAGGUUCAAAACCAUCAAUAGUGUUUCCACCAAUGAUUACACCACAUUGGGAAGAACAGAUUAAUCGGUUGUACCUCCUAUUGACAGUAAAAGAAUCUGCAAUAGAUGUACCUAUUAACCUUGAAGCUCGUAGAAGAAUAGCAUUUUUCUCAAACUCUUUAUUCAUGGAAAUGCCACGUGCACCUCGAGUUCGGAAAAUGUUAUCAUUCAGUGUAAUGACCCCUUAUUACAGUGAGGAGACUGUAUUUUCUAACAACGAUCUUGAUUUGGAGAAUGAAGAUGGGGUGUCUAUCAUAUUUUAUCUGCAAAAAAUCUAUCCAGAUGAAUGGAAUAAUUUCGUGGAGCGAAUCAAUUGCAAACAUGAGGGUGAGGUUUGGUCAAAUGAGGAGAAUGUUCUACAACUUCGUCAUUGGGCCUCUCUUAGGGGACAAACUCUUUGUAGAACUGUUAGAGGUAUGAUGUAUUAUCGGAGAGCGUUGAAACUUCAAGCUUUUCUUGACAUGGCUCCAGAAAGUGAUAUACUUCAAGGAUAUAAAGCUGUUGCUGAUCCAGAACACGCAGAAAAGAGGAGUCAAAGAUCAUUAUCUGCUCAGCUUGAAGCUAUAGUGGAUAUGAAAUUCACAUAUAUUGCAACUUGCCAAAUAUACGGCAAUCAAAAACGGUCAGGAGAUCGCCGUGCAACAGAUAUCUUGAAUUUGAUGGUCAACUACCCUUCUCUUCGUGUUGCAUAUAUUGAUGAAAUUGAAGAGAGAGAUGGUGACAAGGUUCAUAAGGUCUAUUACUCUGUUCUAGUAAAAGCUGUUGACAACCAUGACCAGGAAAUAUACCGUAUUAAGCUUCCUGGAUCAGCAAAAAUUGGUGAAGGAAAACCAGAAAAUCAAAACCAUGCAAUCAUUUUUACUCGCGGCGAAGCUCUUCAGACUAUUGAUAUGAAUCAAGAUAACUAUUUGGAGGAAGCACUUAAAAUGCGCAACCUUCUUGAAGAAUUCAAUGAAGACCAUGGAUUGCACCAACCUACUAUUCUUGGUGUACGUGAGCAUAUUUUCACAGGAAGUGUUUCAUCUUUGGCAUGGUUUAUGUCAAACCAGGAAACGAGUUUUGUGACAAUAGGACAAAGAGUCCUUGCAAGCCCAUUAAAAGUGCGGUUUCAUUAUGGUCACCCAGAUGUCUUUGAUAGAAUAUUUCACAUCACCAGGGGUGGAAUUAGCAAGGCAUCUCGAGGAAUUAACUUGAGCGAGGAUAUAUUUGCUGGCUUCAACUCAACAUUGAGACGUGGAAAUAUCACACAUCAUGAGUACAUCCAGGUUGGGAAAGGCCGAGAUGUUGGACUUAAUCAAAUCUCACUCUUUGAAGCAAAAGUGGCUUGCGGCAAUGGGGAGCAAAUACUUAGCAGAGACAUUUAUCGUUUGGGUCAUCGUUUUGACUUCUUCCGUAUGCUGUCAUGUUACUUCACUACUGUGGGAUUUUAUAUCAGCUCAAUGGUGGUUGUAAUUAUAGUCUACACCUUCGUAUAUGGAAGACUAUACAUGUCAUUAAGUGGGACUGAGGCUGCAAUUUUGAAAGAAGCUCUAAUGAGUGGGAACACUGCUCUGGAGUCAGCCAUGGCAUCACAAUCCGUGGUUCAAUUAGGCCUACUAAUGGCCUUGCCUAUGUUUAUGGAGUUAGGAUUAGAACGAGGGUUCAGAACUGCGAUGGGAGACUUUAUCAUUAUGCAACUUCAGCUCUGUUCAGUUUUCUUCACAUUCUCUCUGGGAACAAAGUCACACUAUUUUGGACGAACUGUCCUGCAUGGUGGUGCAAAAUAUAGAGCAACUGGAAGAGGUUUUGUCGUGCGGCAUGUGAAGUUUGCUGAGAACUACAGACUGUAUUCUAGGAGUCACUUUGUUAAAGGGUUAGAGUUGAUGAUAGUUCUGAUAGCUUAUCAGAUCUAUGGAAAUGCUGCUGCAGGUCCAACUACCUCAUUGUUCUUAACUGGAUCCAUGUGGUUCAUGGUAAUUACGUGGUUAUUUGCACCAUUCCUAUUCAACCCAUCAGGCUUUGAAUGGCAAAAGAUAGUGGAAGACUGGGACGAUUGGACCAAAUGGAUUAACAGCAGAGGAGGAAUUGGGGUGCCAGCAAACAAAAGUUGGGAAUCUUGGUGGGGGGAAGAACAAGAACACUUGCAGUCCACUGGGUUUGUUGGUCGUUUAAUUGAGAUUGUCCUGACUCUGCGCUUCUUCAUUUUCCAAUAUGGCCUUGUAUACCACCUUCAUGUUGCUAAUGAUGAUAAAAGCAUCAUCGUGUACGGUUUGUCCUGGUUAGUGAUCGUUGCAGUAUUUGUAAUUUUGAAGGUGGUAUCACUUGGUAGGAAGAAGUUUAGUGCCGAUUUCCAGCUUAUGUUCCGACUUCUUAAAUUACUGCUCUUCAUUGGUUUAGUGGGAACGGUGGGCGUCCUCUUUGCCCUUCUUAAUCUAACCAUUGGUGAUAUAUUUGUCAGUAUCCUCGCUUUCAUGCCAACUGGAUGGGCCUUGGUGCAGAUAUCACAGGCACUGCGGCCCCUGGUUAACGGAGCGGGCUUAUGGCCGUCGGUGAAGGCUUUGGCAAGGGGAUACGAAUACGUGAUGGGGCUGGUGAUCUUUGCUCCUGUCGCCGUUCUCGCUUGGUUCCCCUUCGCCUACGAGUUCCAGACGCGGCUGCUGUUCAACCAAGCCUUCAGCCGAGGGCUCCAAAUAUCGCGUAUCCUUGCUGGUGGUAAGAAGCACAACUGAACCGAGUGAUGAUUGUGCAUAGUUUUGUAACUUUUGCCUAUUCUACAACUACUGUAGCAUUUACUUAGAUUCAACCAAUGUGUUGGUAAGAAACACACCAAUGGUUUUCCGAAAUAAAAAGGAAAAAGAAACUCCUA